Molecule: messenger RNA, 547 nt
Organism: Linum tenue
Lineage: Eukaryota; Viridiplantae; Streptophyta; Magnoliopsida; Malpighiales; Linaceae
Source: the annotation of a GenBank genome assembly
UUAGUUACUGACAUCGGAUCGGAGCCGACCAAGUAAAUAACCCGAACUCUAAUACCAACUGCACCAAUUGCUAUCGGGGCCGGCGGCGGUUUCUUCUCGCAUUCCUAGGUUGCAGGGUUUUGGGAUCAGACGAGCAAUGGACGAGCAGGGCUCCGAUAACAUAAAGAAGUGGAUUGUGGUGUAUCCGGUCUACAUAAACUCCAAGAAGACCAUCGCCGAUGGAAGAAGAAUCGGUGCUCUGAAGGCUUGCGAGAAUCCCACUUGUAUUGAGAUUGCUGAUUGCUGCAAGCACCUCAGUCUCCGCUGUGCAAUAGAGCUUGAUAAAGCGUAUCCACGGGAUUUCAUGCAAAGAGGGAGGGUGAGAGUGUUGCUGAAAAGGGAAGAUGGAACGCCCUACAAUCCUUCAAUUCCUACCAGAAAAGAACUAAUGCUCCGUGUAGCUGAGCUGGUUCCUCGGCAUCCAGGACGAACCAGGAAGCAGGAACCUGCAUCUACAUCAAGCUCUGGAGCAUCCAAGUCUGAAAAGGGUAGAAAGAAGAAGAGGUAG